Spinacia oleracea (spinach) is the source of this 1849-nucleotide messenger RNA. RefSeq names its product DUF21 domain-containing protein At2g14520. NCBI's taxonomy places the organism in Eukaryota, Viridiplantae, Streptophyta, Magnoliopsida, Caryophyllales, Amaranthaceae. Bases 259 to 1545 code for a protein of 428 amino acids. The record is from RefSeq and is a predicted model, not a curated record. Gene Ontology annotation, cellular component: cytoplasm. Gene Ontology annotation, biological process: magnesium ion homeostasis; intracellular manganese ion homeostasis. The transcript has 11 exons.
CACACUCUGAACAGAAAAAGUGAAGGUGAAGCUUUCUCAUCCACACCUCUGCUGCACGCACACGUCGCUAUUUUGGGAAAGGAACACUUUCUCUCCAAACCGCUUCCGUAAAAGCUACUACUACUACGCCACUACGACUACUACCCCUGCCAAUUUCAAAGAGCUAGGGUUUUCAGUUUUCUUCACACUGUGCAGUAAUGGGGGUUGUAGAUUUAUGAACUGUUAAAGUUGUGGAGGAGAGAGAAAUUGAGCUUGAAAAUGGCGGUGGAGUAUACAUGUUGUCAGACGCAGUUCUUCGUCAAUAUAGGAAUUAUCGCUUUCCUGGUGAUUUUUGCUGGUUUGAUGUCUGGACUUACUCUAGGGCUCAUGUCGAUGAGUCUUGUUGAUCUCGAAGUUCUCGCUAAGUCUGGCACUCCAAAAGAUCGUAAACAUGCUGAGAAGAUAUUGCCUGUUGUUCGAAAUCAACAUCUACUGUUAUGUACACUGCUUAUCUGCAACGCUGCGUCUAUGGAGGCACUUCCAAUUUUUCUUGAUAGUUUGGUUACAGCCUGGGGUGCCAUCCUAAUUUCUGUUACUUUGAUACUUCUGUUUGGUGAGAUUAUACCGCAAUCAGUUUGUUCACGACAUGGUUUAGCAAUUGGUGCUACUGUAGCGCCGUUUGUUCGUGUUCUUGUUUGGAUUUGCUUCCCUGUUGCUUAUCCUAUAAGCAAGCUACUAGACUAUCUUCUAGGGCAUGGACAUGUAGCUCUUUUCCGAAGAGCUGAAUUGAAGACACUUGUUGAUUUUCAUGGAAAUGAGGCUGGCAAAGGUGGAGAAUUAACACAUGAUGAAACUACUAUUAUUGCUGGAGCACUACAACUGACCGAGAAAACAGCUGGUGAUGCAAUGACUCCUAUAUCUGAGACGUUUGCAAUUGAUAUCAAUGCGACAUUAGAUAGGGUCACGAUGAACUUAAUUUUGGAUAAUGGCCAUAGCCGGAUUCCAGUAUAUUAUGAGCAGCCAACUAACAUCAUUGGACUGGUUCUGGUGAAAAAUCUCUUAACAAUUGAUCCAGAAGAUGAAAUCCCUUUAAAGAGUGUAACAAUUCGCAAAGUUCCAAGGGUACCUGAAACAUUGCCAUUAUAUGACAUACUGAAUGAGUUUCAGAAAGGUCACAGCCAUAUGGCGGUAGUUGUAAGGCAGUUGAAAGAACCGGAGGUGCAACUUGCCAAUGGGAAUCCAGCAGGCGAUUCAGUGCAAGAGGUAAAGGUAGUUAUCGAGGGGGGUGAUUCUGAGCAACAGAGGACUCUAGAGGAGAAGAAUCUUAAACACAAGAGAAACUUCUACAAGUGGAAGAGUUUCCCAAACAGUAACAAAUCAAACAAGGGAUACAGGACCAAGAAAUGGAAUAAGGAUAUUUAUUCAGACAUCUUAGAGGUUGAGCAGCCUUUGCCAAAGCCUGAUGAAGAAGAAGCAAUUGGGCUUAUCACUUUGGAAGAUAUCAUUGAAGAGCUACUACAGGAGGAGAUUUAUGAUGAGACCGACCAUCAUCUCGAAGAUUCAUGACACUCAACUUUACUAGUGAAUAUUUCGAAAGUAGUUCAUAUAACCAUAAUCACUCUUUUAGAGAGGGAUUAAGUUCCAGCAUUUUGUCAAUCAGAAGCUAGGCUAGGCUAGGCGGCCUGAGGUUGGAAUAUAUGAUAUGCCAUCAUCCAUUUAGGUACUUUGUUUAGUGAAUGUGUUGUAAAUGUAAGCUAACUGUUGCUGAUGAUGGUUCGAGGUGAAUGCAGUAAUCUGUAAAAAUCUAUAAGCGGAAGUCACAAAGCUGUUUUUAGGACAAAUAAGUCUCUUUUGUGCAGUUUCAACAUCA